CUCUCUCAAUCUCAAGCCAAGAAUUGGCAGGGGGCACGUACGCAUGAGGCCGAUGGCUACGGCGGCGCCGCCACCGGCGGUGUCGGCGGCCGUAUCGCCGUGGCACUCGCCGGUGCCGUACCUGUUCGGCGGGCUGGCCGCCAUGCUGGGCCUCAUCACGCUCGCGCUCCUCAUCCUCGCGUGCUCCUACUGGAAGCUCAACAACUACCUCGGCACGGACCACUCCUCCUCAUCCCCCGCCGCCGGCAACGGAGAUGACGGCUCCAAGUCGCCGGCGACGGCGGCACCGGCGUCCCCGGCGCUGUUCAGGGACCUCGUCGCCGUCGUCAUGGCAGGGGAGAACAUGCCCACGUUCUUGGCCGCACCGAUCGUCCGUCAACCACCGUCCACUGAUCACACCUCCGCCGCCGCCGAUGGGGCGGCGGGCUCGCCGGAGAAUCGGUGCAACUUGCGCGGCGGAGGCGAGGCGAGCCGUGCACAGCUGAGCUAAGCUAGUUCAGCCGUGGAUCUCCAACUGCAAAAAGGAGACCUUUCGAGGGCCUUUCUGAUAAUUUUCUUAGUCUCCUUUGCAAAGCAUGCAUGUUUUUUUUAAAACCUUUACGUUACUACCGGGAUUGUAAAUAACCUAU
Oryza brachyantha (malo sina) is the source of this 629-nucleotide messenger RNA. RefSeq names its product protein GLUTAMINE DUMPER 5. NCBI's taxonomy places the organism in Eukaryota, Viridiplantae, Streptophyta, Magnoliopsida, Poales, Poaceae. The transcript has a single exon. Gene Ontology annotation, biological process: regulation of amino acid export. The coding region runs from base 44 to 490 and encodes 148 amino acids. The record is from RefSeq and is a predicted model, not a curated record.